Molecule: messenger RNA, 660 nt
Organism: Acanthaster planci (crown-of-thorns starfish)
Lineage: Eukaryota; Metazoa; Echinodermata; Asteroidea; Valvatida; Acanthasteridae
Product: plexin-A1-like
Source: RefSeq, a predicted model, not a curated record
AUGGAGGCAAGAGCAAGAUGCAAGAUGUUCUCAACGUUUCAGCUGCUCCUGGUGGAAUCCUUCAUCCUUGGUGUGUUCACACAGUUGACAGGGAAUAUCAGUGAACACAAAAUUGCAUCCUUUGACAAUCCCAUCAAAUCAUCAGCGACUGUGAUAACUCGCCUAGAUCACUUUGUUGUCCAGCAGGACACUGGGGAGGUGUACGUCGGGGCGGUGAAUUACCUGUACAAGCUGGACAAGGACUUGAAGCAGGUUGAUAAUAUAAGCACGGCCACGUGCUAUGAAGAGACUUGCCUGAAUUACAAUAAGGUUUUGGUAUUGCACGAUGGCAGGCUUAUCACGUGUGGCAGUGAAUUUAAGGUGUCAGCUGGGAUUGAUCAAUGCCAGUCAAGGAGACCAAGAGAUUUAGUUGGUGAUGGCAAUCAGAGAAAUCAGGUUGUAUCAUAUGGUACAAGAUCAACAGCAAGCAUUGUUGCACCUGGAAAGUACAAUGGUAACCCAUCUACUCAACUCUAUGUGGCAACAUCAUACUCUCCUCAAGCAGAUUAUGAACGUGUGCCUCCUAUUACCAGACGACUGCUUGUAACUGGCGGUGGAUUCAUGUUUGCUGGUGGUGAGGACACUACUGAGCUAGGUCCAUACAACGUUCCUCACCUCUGA